GCUGCCUAAAACAGGUACUUGGAUACUCCGAUAUCUUUAAGUUGAUAGCUGUGCGACAACGACGUUUGCAGUUUGCAGCUUCUACGGCAAAGAACAACAAUCAACCCCGCCGUACCGCUACUGCAGAAUCUGAAGAAAAACAAUCACAGCCACCGCAGCUGCCACUAUUUACUUGGGGUAAACUUAAUAUACAUAAUAUUCUCAACCGACCUCAUUCUCCACAGGCUGGCCCCGUAGUUCCCAUUUUUCACCCCAUACACUACCUACUCUCUGCCUUGCUAACCCUCUUAACCUUCGCGUACGUCAUAAGCCAUGUCUACGCACGGAAGCUAUAUUCCUCCCUUUCGCCGUGGAGAUUCACAGGCAACCGGCGUUACACCUGAUACGUCGGAGUCAUCUACCCUCCCUCCCAACCACUCAUCGUCGCAUCAACCUUACAAUAACGAAGGCAGUAGAGGUGAUAUGAGUGGUCGAGGAUUCCGCGGAGGACGAGAUCGUGGGGGACGCGGCCGUGGCCGUGGUCGCGGAAGAGGUACCUAUAGCAACCCGUUUUCCCCAGGUCACAACCAACAGCACCAAGGCCAAUUCGACGAUGCCGACUUCUACGAUCAACGCGCAAUUGCGAAGUAUUUCGGUGGUGAGGAGGGACUUGAAGCCCUUCCAAACUAUAACUCAAGCACCUUCCACAACUCUAAGGAGCAUCCAGACCAGUUGUCUUACAUGCUGCUCUUCACCAACGCUAACCCCCGCUGGCCUGGUGACCGUAUCGUAUUUGCUAAAUCUAAGCUUACUUUGUUACCCGAGUACAGCUCAAAGAAGGCGGAGUACGGGGAGUGGCCAAUCCCCAAGCAGCCUGAGGAGUCCCAAGAUAUCCACGCAACUACGGAUAAGAUUCCUACGGAAGAGGCAUCUCAGUCUACUACUCAGGACAACGAAGCUGGCCACGUUACGGCUGCUAUUGAAUCAUUAUCCGUCACCGACGAGGAGACAACAAGGGCUACUACGUCCUCGGAUGCAAGCCAGACAGAUGAGGUACCUGUUACGGAAACAUCGUCUAGUUCGAGCAGCCGCAUGAAGUUCAGCGACGUUCGUAACCUACCGCCUGAGGAACAAGAGCGUAUAGUGGAGGAGCAGAAGCAACAACGCCGCCUAAAGCUUCACCAGCGACAGGUACCUGGCUUUCCCACCAUCCCACCUAUCGAUUACGUCCCGUCUGUGCACGCGCCUGUUGCCGUGUUUGAAGAGCGUCGCUCCUACGACUACGGCCGCGGCGCGCGAUUCGUUUUCUCAGGUUGGUACCGUAUUGCGCGCGUCAACGUGCUAGCGCCGCACUCGGCAGAGCUCGUACGCAUGCAGGAGCAAAAGUGGGAGCGUCGCGACCGCUAUGGCAACGUUAUCCCCAGCAAGUCUCGUGACGUCUCGGCGUGGAAUGCAUCACUUAAAAUAGAGUGGGCAGUCGUUAAGUUUGAGAAGAUUGGCGACGAGGAGGCGCCUGCUACCCCUGCUAUUGAGAAGUUACCCAAACCUGGACUUGAAAACGCUGCUGAGGCGGCUGGUGGACGUAAAGGCGAGAGUGAGGGCAAGGUGGAUAAAGACUUAAAGGAAAAUGUGAGAGCGAAAGAAGAUACGGGCGGAAAGAUGGAUGUGGCAUCCGUCGCCGCAGGUGGGAGUGAAAAGGAACUGCCCGCGGAGAAUGUCUACGCAAAAGAAUCAGACAAGCAGCCGGAAGUGGUCAAGGCAGGGACCGGCGAAGGAAUUCAAAAUGGGAUUUAGGGUCGGGAAAAGGCUUCUACUUCAACACAGCUAGGUGACACAUAGAGGACUGGAGAACAUAUUCCCUGUUCUUUCGGGGUGUUGCGAGGUAUGAUAUUUCUACGCUUAUCGCAUUUUCUGGCGUUUGCUUAGGCACUGAUACUUUAAAAUAAUGCAUGAUGGCGUUACGACUUGAUUAUGAUUUAAAAUGGCUAGAUACCUGUCUGUUGACACGAUACUAAUUGACAUAUUGUACC
Daldinia vernicosa is the source of this 2009-nucleotide messenger RNA. RefSeq lists its product as uncharacterized. The transcript has a single exon. Bases 313 to 1773 code for a protein of 486 amino acids. Lineage: Eukaryota; Fungi; Ascomycota; Sordariomycetes; Xylariales; Hypoxylaceae. The record is from RefSeq and is a predicted model, not a curated record.